AUGUCAGAGCGGAAUGUGCCCUCGUCCGUUUCACAACGAAUUAUUAUUAAAUUUCUCACUGCAAAAAGCGUAAAACUGUCGGACAUAUUGAAAAGGCUUGAAGCACAAUUCGGGGACAAUACGUUUAAGAGGACUCAAGUGUACGAAUGGCACAAACAAUAUUUAGAAGGACGAGAAACUGUUAAAAGUAAGGGGCACCGACGUCGCUCGUUGACCAGCGUGACAGAGGAGAAUAUUCGCCUGGUUGGCAGCUUUACCGAGAGUGACCGUCGAUUAACGGUCGCUGAAAUUGCUUCUGAGGUCGGAAAUAGCUUCGGCAGUGCUCAGGCUAUCAUUACUGACGACUUUGCGUCUCGAAAAUUUUCCGUUAGAUGGGUCCCUCGUCCUCUCACUGAAAAUCAGAAACGGCACCGUUUGGAGGUGUGCGAAUGGCUAUUGACACGCUAUCAGGCAGACGGGGAAGCUUUUUCUCAUAGAAUUGUUUUUUGCGACGAAAUUUGGAUGUAUCACUACACCCCGGAACCUAAAGAAGCCAGUAUGGAAAGGCAAAAGGAAA
Dinoponera quadriceps is the source of this 556-nucleotide messenger RNA. RefSeq lists its product as uncharacterized. NCBI's taxonomy places the organism in Eukaryota, Metazoa, Arthropoda, Insecta, Hymenoptera, Formicidae. The transcript has a single exon. The record is from RefSeq and is a predicted model, not a curated record. The annotation marks the transcript as partial. Gene Ontology annotation, molecular function: nucleic acid binding.